UUACAUCGAUCCUUAAUUAAGUUGAAGCUACCUUGCAUAAUCAACAGAGUUCUCAUUUCUCCAAUCUUAUCUGCAACGCCAUGUACUCGUCAAAGCCACAUUCGUACGAGAAGUUCUCGGAAUCAAACACCGGUUUUGCUUCUCCUCCGACUGGUGUUCCGGUCAGCUCCAGCGACCCUUACUUCAGUCAUGAUGAUCAUGACAACAGCUCCCAAAUGCCGGCUGCUCCACCGUACCAUCUCCGCCCAAGAGCCCCCGAGCCAUGGAAGACUGGCCUCUUCGAUUGCUUCAAUGACCCCAAGAACUGCUGCACAACAUUCUGGUGCCCUUGCAUCACUUUCGGCCAGAUUGCAGAGAUUGUGGAUAAGGGUUCAACUUCUUGUGGUGCAAGUGGAGCACUAUACACUCUGAUAUAUUGUGUGACUGGUUGUCCCUGCUUCUAUUCGUGCUUCUAUCGCUCUAAAAUGAGGCAGCAGUACACACUUGAUGAGAGCCCUUGUGGUGAUUGCUUGGUUCAUUGCUUCUGCGAGUACUGCGCCCUUUGUCAGGAGUACCGUGAACUCCAGAAUCGUGGUUUCGACAUGGUCAUAGGAUGGCAUGGAAAUAUUGAGGAAAGGAACCGUGAAGUGGCAAUGAACCCGGUGCCCCCUGUCAUGGAGGAAGGCAUGAGUCGAGAUAAAUGAAAUAAUUGAGGAGCUCAAGUACUUAAUUAGUGUCUAUAUAAUAAUAUAAUUCUCCAAAUUAAUGAUUGAUACAAUAUAAUCUUUAAUUAUUGUGUUGUAAAACAUCAUAUACAAUAUAGGUUCUAGUUGAUAAAGGAUUUAUGUGAGGAAUCUUAAAAUUAUUUAAUCUCCUUUGCAGGAACAAGUGAGAAUUCCUAAUAAUCAUAUGAA
Messenger RNA from Argentina anserina (silverweed cinquefoil), 893 nucleotides. Its product is annotated as protein PLANT CADMIUM RESISTANCE 2-like. NCBI's taxonomy places the organism in Eukaryota, Viridiplantae, Streptophyta, Magnoliopsida, Rosales, Rosaceae. The transcript is spliced from 4 exons. Bases 81 to 683 code for a protein of 200 amino acids. The record is from RefSeq and is a predicted model, not a curated record.